CUAAAAAGCACCUCGACAAAGUGAUUGAUCAGUUCACACACGUAUUGCGAGACGCAGUCAGGCGUCGCGCAUCAACCACUGAAGCCAAGGCCACAAUACGCUAAAACUGUGCAGCCGUGCAACAAGCACAGCAACAGCGCACCACACGUGCACCGAUGCACCUCGUCGUCGCCGCAGCGCUCGCCGCGCGCGCGACGUUCGCCUGGACACCAGCACCACCCAGCGCGCGCCGCACACCGCUGCUCGCCGCCGAGGAGACCGACGCCCUCGCGCAAAUACAAAGUCUGGAAGAACUGGAAGCGGACUACUGGUCGUCGCUGGACGACGUGGAGCGGCAGAUCCAGGGGGCCUCGCGGAGCGGCGCCGCCUUCCUGAGGCAGGGCGAUCUCGAGGGCGCCCUCGAGCAGUUCGACCGGGCCCAGCAGCUCUCGAAGAAUUCGAGGUAUGAGUGGCACCGCGGCAUUUGCCUGUACUACUUGGAUCGGUUCGACGACGCGCGCGUCGACUUUGUGGAGAACGCUUUGAGAUAUGAGGAGCGCUUUUUCGAACCCGCCUCGGAGGAGCGACUCUUCGCGCAAGCCUGCGCGCUGCGCGGCGCCAAAGGCGACGAUUUCGCGGCGGCGUCGGAAUUGCGCGAGACGCGGCCCGUCCUGCGGGCCUGCGCGGCGUUAUAUGGAGGCGACGUGAAUGCAGCAAAAACUUUAAGGGAGCUCUGCGACCGCACCGACUCCGUCGACGCGCUGCGACGGCGGCUGCUGGGCCACUUCUACGCGGGCUUAUAUCAUGACGCCCUUAAUGAUGCAGAGCGAGCGAGAGCGCACCUCGCUUUAGCGGCAGAACGCGUAUCAGCAGAUGAUCAGGAUUUUACGGCUCGAUUACCGCGCCUCCACGCGUCUGUCAGAAACUGGUCCCUCGACGACGUGCCCCAAGACGCGUUACAGAAAGCAUCAAUGUUUGACCUCGGUUCCCAGGGCAUGGAGGACAUCCUCGACGACCCCGACACGAUGCGCGAGGGCAUCGACGCCAUGACUGUGGCCAUGUUGAAAGAAGCUUUAAAAGCUAGAGGGCUGAAGCGGACGGGCCUCAAGGCGGAUUUGAAAGCGAGACUGCUGGAGGACCUCGGACUUUAGAGCCGGCCUUUCCGGUCCUCCGUGGCCGUCUCGGCCGCGCGCCUGUGCGUGUACCGUGAGUCGCGGCGAUGGCGCACUGGUGGCGUAGAAGCACUCACGACGACGCGCCGACGCCAAGCUCCGCACGCCAUCGCCGCGAUGGCGCCGAGGCAAUCACCAGGAAG
This is a messenger RNA of Pelagomonas calceolata, 1294 nucleotides long. The record is from the annotation of a GenBank genome assembly. NCBI's taxonomy places the organism in Eukaryota, Pelagophyceae, Pelagomonadales, Pelagomonadaceae.